Molecule: messenger RNA, 3591 nt
Organism: Trichomycterus rosablanca
Lineage: Eukaryota; Metazoa; Chordata; Actinopteri; Siluriformes; Trichomycteridae
Gene: senp7b
Product: SUMO specific peptidase 7b
Exons: 21
Coding region: 275-2575 (766 amino acids)
Biological process (GO): protein desumoylation; proteolysis
Cellular component (GO): cytoplasm; nucleus
Molecular function (GO): SUMO-specific endopeptidase activity
Source: RefSeq, a predicted model, not a curated record
GUUCCUAGUUUCUGCUGUAAACGGAAUAUAUUUUUUAAUUCUUAAAAUAAAACUUGUUUCGGUUUUUAAAAACAUGUACUUACUAGUAAUUUAAUCAAUAACAUAAACCGCUGUGUAACUAUAAUAUUGUCAGUCAGCUGAAUGUAGCUACUAGAUAUCAGAAGGAUGUGUUGUUAUUAGCAUUCGUAGCGCUUUAGCUUCAUGUUGCAGAUAAAAGUUCAUAAUAAACGCGUGAAAGUGAACGAGUCUGAACUGGAGACCAGCAAAAAGAAAGAUGGGAAGCCCAUAUAAGAUCCCUAAGAAAAAGCAGCUGUCAGAUUCAUCUGUCAUUGGCAUGACCUCACCUCUCUCCCGACUCCAGAAUAACACCACGUCUAAAUCAAACUGGACUCGAGAAGUUUUAAAUGGAAAAAAGCCGAAUGGAAAUGGUUGUAUUAAUGGAAAAAGAGACGUGAACAUUGGAUCUCCUGAAGCAAACAGCUGGAGACCCAAGAGAGCAUCAGACUCAAUUUGUCAGCAUGAAGGGGACAAACAUCCCUUAUCAGCUAAGAAGCAAAGGGAAUUGAACUUUACGGAGACAGUUGGGUCUUCGGAGUCCGAGGACAAGAAGGACAAUGAGGACAAAAACAAGAAAGCAGUCUCUCUAGCAAGUGAAGCAAAUGGUACAAACACACAGGAGUCUACGAUAAACAAGGGUGUAGAAAACAGGCAGAAUGGACAAAGUGCACACUCCUCUUCUGACCAGUGCAGGAAAAAGGAAGUUCCAGAGGAGCAUGAAAAGACCCCCAAGAACAGAGGUGCCUCGUCUGUUCCAGGCGGAAAAACUGACCAUAACUGGCCUUUUUCAGGAAAGAAGCUCAGACUUAGACUUUCAUCUAAAACCUACCAGAGAAUCAAACAAAGCUCUACAGAACCCAUUGUGCUCUCCAGUGAUGAUGAAGAUGGUGCAGACAAACAAUGCACUGAUGCAGUGAGCAGUGCUAGUGCUCAGCAAAGCGUUCAGAAAACAAGCAGCAGUGCCACUUUUGGAGAGCAGUUUUUAUCCCCGUCCAUCAUUGAACUUGCCUUCUCCACUCUCCACUUUGGCACAACGCGGGCCCUCGCUAACGGACUCAUCACAAUCACAGAAGACAGCAUCUCUAUACCACUGAAAGGAGCAGUGUGUGAUGGUGAUAAAGGUGAUAGUAAGAGUGUUUCAGUGUCAAUCGUCCCCUCAGAGCUGCAAGCAUACGGCAUAUGGAAGAAGGACGGCUGUAGACUGAUUGAGCAGCAGGAUUCAUCAUCGUCAUCCUUUCUCUUUUUUAUACUGACCGAUGCUCAAGCCCGACUGCUGCACACCGAGCUCUCAUCAAUACACAAUACACACACAGCUAGCCUGCCUAGCCCAUUCGUGUUGGUGGUUCUGGUUGGACAUUUGGAGGACAUACAGCAUGUCUCCUUGGUCUCUCUGAUCGAGAUGAUGGCUCUGAAGACUGGGCGUUCAGAGCUGAGCAAUCCUCUAUCCUUGGCCGAAGGGAUGAAACGGCUUCAGAGCCACCCUCGUGGCUUCCACCUUCUUACUCUGCUGAGACACAAAAUGGGGACCAAUCAGGAGAGUCAAAAUGGGACCAAAAAUGGCAAAACGCUUGGGGUCAUAAGUACGAGACAAGCAUCACUCCGCAGCGGUUCAAAGCAGCAGUCUCUGGCUCGAAGGUUAAUACAGUAUCCACCUCCACCUUCAAAGGGUGGCAUUACUGUGACUACUGAAGAUCUUGAGUGCCUUAGGGAUGGUGAAUUUCUGAACGAUGUCAUCAUAGACUUCUACCUCAAAUACCUGCAGUUGGAGAGUGAAAAUCGGGAUUUAGCUGACAGGUCUCACAUUUUCAGCAGCUUCUUCUACAAGCAGCUCACUCGCAAGGACAACAUCAGGGAGGAGGAGGCAGGUGGCACGGCGCAGUACAGACGCCAUCAGAGAGUAAGAACCUGGACCAGGAAUGUUGACAUCUUCAGCAAGGACUUCCUCUUUAUACCUGUCAAUCAAGAAGCUCACUGGUACUUGGUAGUGAUCUGUUUCCCAGGGCUCCUGCAGACCGACUGCGUGACGUGGAGGACGAGCCAAGCAGGAAGUACUGAAGAAACAAAGGGCAGAACAAAGGAUGGCAAAUCUUAUGACCUUCCGGACUGUACAGCACGUAGCUGUAAAAAGGAGACGGUCACCAGAAGGCCCUGCAUAUUGAUCAUGGAUUCCCUGAAACUUUCCUACCAUUAUCGCAUCUAUAUGCUUUUACGAGAGUACCUGCAGGUGGAGUGGGAAAUGCGGCGGGGGACUCCUCGUGUUUUUAAUGAAGACAGUAUCAAGGGCAGCCACUGUAAAGUCCCCCUGCAGGACAACAGCAGUGACUGCGGCCUUUACCUGCUGCAGUAUGUAGAGAGCUUCCUGGAGAAUCCAGUUGUGCACUUUGACCUCCCGCUGCGACUGGAGCGCUGGUUUCCACGGCAGCAGGUGCACAGGAAAAGGGCGGAGCUCCGUGAGCUGGUGCUUCAGCUAUAUCGAAAGCAAGGUGGCGGAGUCGUGCAAAACAGCAGCAGUAGCUAACGUUAGAAGUAUUUCUAGGUAUAAUAAUUCUACUUGAAAUGACUGAUCAACGACCACGGCCUUGUUUUCUACCUGCGUACGUUCUUGCGCGUAGAUGUGCAGGCAUGUGUGCAUUGUAUGUAUGUGAGAGACUGAAGCGGUUUGCAAUAGACCUGAUUCGAAGCCUGAUUCUACCGUUUCUGAUCCUUUUUCUGAAGCAUGGGAAUCCCAAUUGCAUCAAACGUUAUUUUUAAAUGUAGUAAUGAAAGAGCAAGCAGAGCCAGAUUAAUUGGAAUAAAGCGCUCUGGGGCUGGAAUUUACUUUUAACAACAUCCUGCACCACAGUGCAUCACAUUUACCCCCCUUUUUGUUUUGAUAUAACGUUUUUUAACAUUUACAGUUACAGUUCUGGUUGUGGAACAUUAGUGAUUGAAGUAAUCCUACUCACAGUCAUAACAGUGUUAUUAUUUCUUGCAGAUCUGUCUGUGUAAAAGAACAGGAAAUAACGGGACACAUACCUUUCUGUAAUUUGGCGCCCCCUGUUUUGCGUCCUCCUUGUCAAAUGUACAGUUCGUUCGGCUCAUUGGAACAGAAAAACAAGUAACGGCCUCGGUUUAGUUUGUGUUUGACUGUACAUGACUGUUUAUGAGUCUGUUUAUGAGUGUGUCAGUGUGAAUGAAUGUAUGAGGUUUUAUGACUGUGUGUGUGUGUGCACUUGCAUGCCUGUAUAACUGUAUGCAUGUGUAUGACUGUAAGGUUUUUUAUGACUUUAUAUAUAAAAUGUGUGUGUGUGUUUGUUGGUUAAGUUAAUGUGUAUUGUGGCGGUGUUUUUCAGUCCUGCUGCUUGUACAUAUCAGUGUUUCCUGUCUGGAGUUGUAAUGGGGGAACCUACAGAAUUGUGCAGUGAUUGAGAAACAUUUCGUUAACUAAGUUAAGAAAUGCAACAUGGGAAAUCAUGUUCUGUUAAUUUAUUUUAAAUUGUAUAAUUUUAAACUUUGUAAUGUGGAAGAAUAAAAUGAGGAAAAGUUUAUUUUUAA